AUGAAUAUGUUGGAUGAUGAAGAUGAACAAAGCUUUUACGCUACGCGUGACUGCUACUCCCAUUUGAGCGAUGUCGAAUGGGAUGCGGUUGAACGAAUGGGUUCGACCAUGGGCAUCCAUGCUGUUAGCGUCAUGCUAGAGGCUCUCAAUAGAGAUGCCCAACAUGCUACUAUCGCCAAGUUCAUUCAAAAUGAACUUGACGCUGAACGCGAGAAAGUAGCCUUGCUUCACCAACAAGGUUCUCAACAAGCAGAGUUGUUGAGAGAACAGGGUGCUCAACAGUUUGAACUGUUGAGACAGCAGCAGGCUGCUGCUGGUGGGCCGAUGCACUCGCGUCGACCCGAAACCUUGAAGAUUGACAUCUCCAAGUAUAGAGGAGUCGAAGAGGACUCCCUCUUGAGAUGGUUCGUCGAAUUGGAUGACGCCAUAAGGGCGCGUCGCAUCGACGAUGGGGAAAUGCAAGUUGCAUUUGCCCAGUCAAAUAUGGCAGGACGUGCCAAGACUUGGGCACUGGGGCUCAAGUUGCACGACCCAUAUGCGUUUGGGUCGUUGGAAGUCUUCAAGUCGCGGCUCAGACAAACGUUUGAACCGCCUAGAGCUGAGUUCAGAGCUCGAACCGAACUCUUGAAGCUCAAGCAGGGUAAGCGUGAUGGCCUUGCGGAUGGUCCCGUCAAGACUCACCUGUUCCGGCUUGAACUAGAUUCACUAGAACAAGCCAUUUCCAUUGCGGAGCAGGAAGACUUCAGUCUGAGACAGGAUCGCGCCAGCUCGACAUCAUAUCGUCAACCGAGACGAUAUGACAACGGAGGUCCAGAGCCGAUGGAACUCUGUUAUGUAGAGAGCGAGAAGGCUCGCUCUACAGGCUACAAGAAGUUGCAGAGAUGCAACAGAUGUCAAAAGUCAGGACACUACGCUUACGAGUGUAGUGCCCCUCGUCCAGUGUCUCGCGACACUGGGCGUAGUGACCGUCCACCCAUGAGAAAGGGGCAGGGACGAGGGUCCGCUGUUGGUGCAAAGACGCAACAACGGGAUGGACAGUCAAAAAACGGACAGGAUCAGUAG
This is a messenger RNA of Peronospora matthiolae, 1062 nucleotides long. The record is from the annotation of a GenBank genome assembly. Lineage: Eukaryota; Oomycota; Peronosporomycetes; Peronosporales; Peronosporaceae.